This is a messenger RNA of Miniopterus natalensis, 2457 nucleotides long. NCBI's taxonomy places the organism in Eukaryota, Metazoa, Chordata, Mammalia, Chiroptera, Miniopteridae. The record is from RefSeq and is a predicted model, not a curated record.
AUGGGCCCCGGGUCCUGGAGAGCUCCCGGGUCGCCGGCCCUGCGGCUACUGUGGCUACUGCGACUCCCGUGGCUGGUGUGGGGGGCCGAGGCCUUUCACGGAAACACCCUUGGAGAGCCAGUCACCCCUCACUGGGUCCUGGAUGGACAAGUCUGGCGUAUGGUCACCCUGGAGGAGCCGGUCUUGAAGCUAGACACAGGGCUGGUAGCCUUGGAGGCUGAAGGCCAGGAGCUCCUGCUGGAGCUGGAGAAGAACCACAGGCUACUAGCUGCAGGAUAUACAGAAACCCACUACAGCCCAGAUGGGCAGCCAGUGAUGCUGGUCCCCAACCACACGGAUCAUUGUUAUUACCAUGGGCGUGUGAGGGGCUUCCCGGACUCCUGGGUAGUCCUCAGCACCUGCUCUGGGAUGAGGGGUCUGAUCAUGCUCAGCAGCAAUGCCAGCUAUUAUGUGCAUCCCUGGCCAUCUGGGGAUGCCGAGGACGUCUCAACCCACAGGAUCUUCCGGACAGAGAAGCUACUUAACUGGAAAGGGGCCUGUGGCCACAAGGAUCCUGGAGACACAGGGAACAUGACCAGCCUUUCUCAUGCCACCCAGAUCAGGGACCUGCGGGAGGCCCGCAGAAGCCCGAGGUACCUGGAGCUGUACCUAGUGGCUGACCACACUCUGUUCUUGACCCAGCACCAGGACUUGAACCACACCAAACAGCGUCUCCUGGAGAUCGCCAACUAUGUGGACCAGAUUCUCAGGACUCUGGACAUUCAUGUGGCGCUGACCGGCCUGGAAGUGUGGACAGAGCAGGACCAGAGCCCCGUCAUGCCCGACGCCAACGCCACGCUCUGGGCUUUCCUGCAGUGGCGCCGGCGGCUGUGGACAAGGCGGCCACACGACUCGACGCAGCUGCUCACGGGCCGCGCUUUCCAAGGCAACACCGUGGGCCUGGCUCCGGUCCAAGGCAUGUGCCUUGUGGAGAGCUCUGGAGGCGUGAGCACGGAUCACUCGGAGCUCCCCAUUGGCGCUGCAGCUACCAUGGCCCAUGAGAUAGGCCACAGCCUGGGCCUCAGCCACGAUUCCGACGGCUGCUGCGUGGAGGGGGCAGCUGAGCCGGGCGGCUGCGUCAUGGCAGCAGCCACUGGCGGCAACGGCUUCGUGGAGCAGGGCGAGGAGUGCGACUGCGGCGCCGGCCAGGAGUGCUCCGACCCCUGCUGCUUCUCCCACAACUGCUCACUGCGCGAGGGGGCCCAGUGCUCCCACGGGGACUGCUGCGCGAGCUGCCUGCUGAGGCCGGCGGGCGCGCCGUGCCGGCGGGCUGCGGGGGACUGCGACCUCCCCGAGUUCUGCACGGGCGCCUCUCCCUCCUGUCCCCCAGACGUUUACCUGCUGGAUGGCUCGCCCUGCGCCAGCGGCCGCGGCUACUGCCGAGACGGCGCGUGUCCCACGCUCGAGCAGCAGUGCCAGCAGCUCUGGGGACCUGGCUCCAGCCCAGCCCCAGAGGCUUGUUUCCACCUGGCGAACUCAGCGGGAGACUCCCGGGGCAACUGCGGCCGGGAUGAAGGGGGCGCCUACGUGCCUUGUACGCAGAGGGAUGCGCAGUGUGGGAGGCUGCAGUGUCAGGGAGGGGAGCAGAGCCCACUGGCACCACACACGAUGCCGGUGGACUCUACCCUCCACCUGGAGGGCCGGGAGGUGACCUGCAGGGGAGCCUUCCUGCUACCCAGUGCCCAGCUGGACCUGCCUGACUUGGGCCUGGUAGAGCCAGGCACCCAGUGUGCACCUACAAUGGUGUGCCAGGACAGGCGCUGCCGGAACACUACCUUUCAGGAGCUGGAGCGCUGCCUGGCCGCCUGCCAUGGCCAUGGGGUUUGCAAUAGUAACCGUAACUGCCACUGUGAUCCUGGCUGGGCUCCACCCUCCUGUGACAAGCCAGGGCUGGGUGGGAGCAUGGACAGCGGCCCGGUGCAGCCUGGAAACCACUGUGCCUUCCUGCUGGCAGUGAUCUUUAGUUUCCUGCUGCCUCUGCUUCCUGGGGCCGGCCUGGCCUGGUGCUGCUACCGGCAGCGGGGAUCCCAUCUUCAGCAGCACCUGUGCGGCUCAAGGAGGGACAGUGGGCCCAAAGAUGGCCCAUGCAGGGACCACCCCCGGGGCAGUGUUCACCCCCUCGAGUUGGGCCCGAUGACCACUGAAGAGCCUCCACCCCCCGACACUGAGAUCUCUGCCAGGGCCCAAUAGCCACCGUGGCCCUACCUGCACCCCAAGGUCAAGCCCAGAAGCCAAGAUCCCAUCUCUGGUGAGAGGGGGAUCGUGAGAUGAGGGUACUUAAAGACAGGUGGCCACUGACAGCCACUCCAGGCACUUGGACUUCCAGGGGCAGAGCCAGCAAGUCAGCUGACCUGCACCUUCAGGCAGCUUGCAAGUUUCUUCCCUGAGUUAUGUCCACCCUACCCACUCCAGGACCCC